Messenger RNA from Clarias gariepinus (North African catfish), 5369 nucleotides. RefSeq names its product PR domain containing 2, with ZNF domain b (gene prdm2b). Gene Ontology annotation, biological process: regulation of transcription by RNA polymerase II. Lineage: Eukaryota; Metazoa; Chordata; Actinopteri; Siluriformes; Clariidae. The record is from RefSeq and is a predicted model, not a curated record. Gene Ontology annotation, molecular function: protein binding; RNA polymerase II transcription regulatory region sequence-specific DNA binding; histone methyltransferase activity. Gene Ontology annotation, cellular component: nucleus. Bases 1 to 5097 code for a protein of 1698 amino acids. The transcript is spliced from 7 exons.
AUGGCAGUAUCUGGGGGAGCGUCUGAAAACCUAGCUGACAUUCCAGCCCAUGUAUGGAGAGGGCUUCCAGAUGGCCUGAGAUUUGAACCAUCGGCUGUUAAUCCAAAUCGUAUCGGUGUCUGGGCAUCUACACUAAUUCCUAAAGGCAAAAAAUUCGGACCUUUUGUAGGAGAAAGAAAGAAGAGGUCUCAAGUAACCAGCAAUAUUUAUAUGUGGGAGGUCUAUUUUCCGACUAGGGGGUGGAUGUGUGUGGAUGCCACAGACCCAGUGAAAGGAAACUGGUUGCGAUAUGUGAACUGGGCCUGCUCAUCUGACAAGCAGAACCUGUUUCCUCUGGAAAUCAACAGAGCUAUUUAUUACAAAGUGCUCAGGCCAAUCGCGCAGGACGAAGAACUGCUUGUGUGGUACAAUGGAGAAGAUAACCCAGAGAUAGCAGCUGCAUUAGAGGAAGAAAGGAGCAGCAACUUUCACAAGCGAAAUUCACCAAGAGCAAAGAGAGCAAGGAAGAAGCUUGUGGAAACAGCCAGACGGGCUGGUUUGGGAAGAUUAUCUAGGCAGAAGCCAUUGAACACAACACCUAUUGUCACAGAGAUGCGCGAUUCAGAUAAAGGAAUAACUACAGAGCAAGAGAGACCCUCUGUGUCUUCAGAUCCAUCUCAUGAGACUGGAGCUUCACGUAUAUCCGCCACAGAGACCAGGGACGUUUCUCUGUCUUGUGUUUCUACAGCAGUGUUGGAGGUAAAGGAGAGCGAGAAGUCAGAUGAAGGAGAGCUGCAGCCAGAUGGAAGCCUUGAGCAUUCUGCAGCGUCACAGUCAGGAAACAGGAGUGAGCAGCCUGACCCAAAACCAAUUAUUGUCCACUCUGUCAAGGAGGGUUCUGAGAGUCCAUUGCAUGAAGUGGCAUCAGUGUGUUCUUUAGUUUCUCCAGAGCGGGAUGCAGAGGGGGACCCAGAAUUUGAGGAUGAUGCAAAAGAUGGCAACUACCAUUGUCAGUACUGUGAAUGUCAGUUUUCCACCAAACACAGCCUGGAGCAUCACAUUAGCACUCACAAUAUCAGAAACCACCAGACCCUCACCUUUAAAUGCAGAUACUGUGCCAAGCCAUUUGGUUCUCAGGUAGGCAAGCGCCGGCAUGAAAAACGACACGAAAAUGGGAGUAAAGGCCUGAAAAGGCCAGGGUCCCUUGCUGGGACAGCGUUUCUUCGUGAUUUGUCUGGGGGUACUGAAUCUCCCAUUUCUGGUGGUGUGACAUCUUCAAGUCCCACCAUUACAAGUUCUCAAAACAAUACGCCUCAUCUAAGCUCAGAAGCUUUGACUAAAGAUGCUGGAGUUGAGCCGGAUCCAUCUCAUGUUUUGGAAGAGAAUGGUGAAUCAAAAGAACUGCACCCUUGUAAAUAUUGCAACAAGGCUUUUGGCACUCACACCAACAUGCGCAGGCAUCAGCGCAGAAUUCAUGAACGUCAUCUCAUGCCAAAAGGAGUGCGGAGGAAAGGAAUACUCCUACAGGCUGUUACAUCCCAGCAGCUACAACAAGGUCAGAGCUCAGUGCUCCAGGAGCCAUCGCCACAUAAUAGCCCUCCACUUAUCUAUGUGCCUAGUGUAGAUACUGAUGAUGAGGUUGAGCGGGAGGACAGCAUGGUCGAUGUUUCCAAAAACAUCUCAGAGAAUCUCAGCCUUUACAUAGAUGGAAAGAUCCUAUCCACAAGCACAGUCAGCAGCUGCGAAGUCAUAGAAGUUGAUUCUAGUAGUCCGGCAUUGUUUGGUCUUGAUGCAGUUAUCUUGAGUACAACCCAAAUAAGUCAGGCUCUCCAACUUGAAACACAGCAAUGCCAUCCAAAAGGACCUUCAGUUAUUGAUCAGUCUGUUGCUAAGAGAAGAACGUCCACACCACCACUUCUUCCCACUGUGAAAACAGAACCUGAUAACAUGUCAUCUGCUGAAUCUUCAUCUUCAACUUCCUCACAAUCUUCUUCUAUGGGAGGUAACACCUUCCCACAGCAAACAGAGACAUUGGCCUUUCAAAAGGAGAAAACAGUUUAUCUUUCUCCCAAAUUAAAACAGCUUUUGCAGACCCAGGACAGUCAGAAACCAACCCUUGCUCUAAUUACAGACAGCUGUAAAUUGACUACUCCGCUUUCCGUAUCCUCUUUGCCUGCCGCUCAAGGAAGAUUUAAAAGAAGGACUGCUUCUCCUCCUACACAUGUACAAAGCAGCUCAUCCCCAAGCGUGGAGAGCCCAGUCAAUGAAACACAGGAUUCUUUUGCGGUGUCAAAGGUUGAAAGCGACUGCAUUACCUAUUCCUGGAAUGUAUCCAGCAAAGAGCAGAGGGACUGCAAGAGUCCUUCUGGAAAGGUCUGCCCAGUCUUGGUAAGCGGAGGCAGUUCUUGCAAUCAGCAGCCUCUUGACCUUUCUGGUGCUAUUGGUAAAAAUGGUGGCAGCAUAAGCAAAGGACCUAUUGAGUCUGUAUUGGAUUUAAGCACACACCAUAAGAGUGUGACUGACCACAAAACAAAAACAAACAUACUGUUACACUCACAUGUCAAGCGAAAGAAGCCAAAUACCAGCAUGUUGGAAAAAGUAUUAAUGAAUGAGUACUCCAGCUUGAGUUCAGCUGGAGGGGAGGGCUCUCCUCGUCUUGGUAGCCCAGACACUCAUUUGUCCUCAGGCAGCACCACAGGUGUUUCUCCAUCUAGUGUGUGUUCGAACUCGGAACACCCUCCGCGUGAAUCUGUCUCUCCACCUUCUCUGACUCCUGUGACUAUAAUUCCUUCUUCCCCAUCAUCCUCAAGCCAGGCAUCCUCUACACCCCCACCUCCUGUUCUGCCCACAGUUCCUUCACCGCCACCUCUUUCUCAGUUUUCAGAUACUGCUUUUCCUAAACUGUCUCCCAAACCUUUUUAUCCUACGGUAGAUGAAAUGUCAGAGUUUCCCAAUGUAAAAGAAGCAUGCCUUGAAUUGAAAAAUUCAGACGAUAAAGACAUCUACCAUACUGCUGAACAGUUAAUUACUACAACUGAUGCACUGUCUCAAAGUUCCGAGGACAGAAAAAAUAAUUGUAAUGUUGAAUCUUUUUCCAAAUCUGAAACACUACUUAAGUGCUCAACCUCAGAUCCUGAGUUACAUUUGCUAAAAAGUACAAAAGAUUAUAUUUCUUUGCAUGAAAGAAACACUGACUCUGAAGCCAUUCAAAAUAGUUCCUUUGAUAGAACGUCACCUCAAGGCCUCCAAUCCUCCCACUCUCCUGUGCACUUUGCACAAACUAUGGACUCACCUUCAUCCUAUCAAAACAUUUUCUCAACAGAUUCUAAUAUGCAGUCAUUAGUUGACGAUGGAUUAGUUAAGCAUUUAGUUGAAGAUGCAGAUGGAAGCACCAUCAAUGAUGAUGAUGAUGAUGAUGAUGAUGGUGAUGACUCCUCAUUUAGAGUGCCAGAAAAGACUUUGGAUGGUGGGGACGCCUUAGAAUUGGACAUGUUUACUAAAAGUUUUGUAUGCAAUGUCUGUGAGGAACCUUUUCACUCUAUUAAACAACUUAGCAACCAUAUCGUAAGCCAUGCUGUAGAAUGGCCUUUUAAGUGUGAGUUUUGCGUGCAGUUAUUUCAAAAUGCUGCAUCUCUUUUGGAACAUCGCUCUUCGCUCCAUGGAGUUGGGAGAAUUUACUGUUGCUCAAUCUGUGCCAAAGAGUUUGCUUUCCUCUGCAACCUCCAGCAACACCAGAGUGACCUGCAUCCUGGUCAGAGCCUUGCUCACACCAUGGUUGAAAAUGGCAAGCUCAGGCCUCAGAAUUACACUGAUCCUACUCAGGUGACUAUGGAGAGAAAUUCUUCAUCCUCAACCCCUGACACAAUUGUAGAUGUGUCCUCUCAGGACUCAUGUAAAUUGUUGAACUGUAGUAGUGAUAAUGAGGAGGCUGAUGGAGAAGAGCAAGAAGACCCCACAGAAGAGCUGUACACUACAAUAAAGAUUAUGGCCUCUGAAGCCGGAAAGCCCAAAUGCCCAGAUGUACGCCUAGGCAUCAAUCAACACUACCCCAGCUUUAAGCCUCCCCCGUUUCCUUACCACAACCGAGCAACUGCUGGCUCUGUAGCCUCUGCAACUAACUUCACUACCCACAACAUACCCCAGACAUUCAGCACAGCAAUCAGGUGUACAAAAUGUGGCAAUAGCUUCGACAACAUGCCUGAGCUCCACAAACACAUUCUAGCUUGUGCUAAUGCAAGCGAUAAGAGACGAUACACACCAAAAAAGAACCCUGUUCCCCUCAGGCAGACAGUGACUCAGCCUCAGAAUGGCAUUGUCUUACCCAUAACAGCUGCUGUUGGGGGACAGAAUGCCUUCCGUAGGAUGGGUCAGCCCAAAAGGCUCAAUUUCGUGCAGGAGGUACCUGCCAAGAUUAAGAUUUCUGCCUUAAAUAAGAAGAAAAAUCAGCUUGUCCAGAAGGCUAUAUCUCAGAAGAAAAAAGCUGCUAAUUCUGUAAAGAAAGCUUCCAUUCUGGGAGAAGAGCAAGAGAUACAAGCGUGCCCAUAUUGCAAUCGAGAAUUUACAUAUGCUGCCAGCCUUGCAAAGCACACUGCUUGGAGUUGUCCUCAGAAACCAGCUGCUAAAAAAAAGAAAGGUGCCCUAAUGUCUCAAGAUAAAAACAUGAAACUCCGAAGUCGAGUAGCAGACUCAGAAAUCAAACAAGAAGGCAACCCUGGCCUGGCUGUAAAGCCAUUGGGGAAAAUAAGGACCCGGAGUUCAGAACUGUCAGAAGUUGAUGUUCCAGUUAAAAAUGGUAAAUCAGGGAACCCUCAGAAAGCUGGUAAAAGACUAGCCUUAGAAAAGGACCACUCGGGCCCCAAAAGCAAGAAAGGCAGAAAGAGCAAGCUUCAAACUUCAGUCCUAUCUUCAUCACAGCCACCUGCAAAAAUGCAACACAGUUGGAAAGAUAUAGGUGUCAAAAAAGAGGGCGAGAGAAACCCACAACUGCAUCUUAAAAAAGAAAAGCAUUUCACAAAGAGAAGACGGGAAAGAGUUGGUGGCCCAGUGACCCGCAGUCUGCAGAUGUCAAAUACUUCACCACCUGGAGAAGUGAAGACUGAAGAUCCACCAACUAAUUAAUCUGUACAUGGAGAACAUAAGAAAUCCUAUUUAAGUUGGCAAAGUGGAUUUUGUAAAGACCCCUGAGGAAAGACUGCCUUUAAGAUGUGCUGGUGAACACAAUGUGAACAAGUUGGAGUGCUAGACUGAUCAGAUAUGAUAUUAGGAGCCUUACCCACCUUUGUAUGCUUCUGUUUUGCUGAUGGAAGCAUGCCGUUUAUGCACUUUGGUAAAUAAGCAUUUGUGGAUUUCACACAACCUAAUGACUCUAAAUUUUAUAUAUAUAUAUAUAU